CAAUAACUGACAUCAAGCGUUUGUGAUAACUGGUGAUGAGUGGUAAGGAUGAGGAGCAGAUGCACAGACAUUGUACGGACGGUACACUAGGGCCUGGGCCAUGCUUACUCGCCACAUCCAGUUCUCACUCCUUCCUAGAGGUGUGGACUUUUUCCAACAUAUUACCCAUUCCUCUGGAUGCAGCGACAUCCAGAGCACAACUAGGGUUGUGUCAAUCCUCCUCCUCCCAUCGAUGGUCUCUUCUGGUGGGCUUACUCACCAAAUGUAAUACACCAGCCUCCAUUUCUGGCCCGAACAUACCUAAAGGUUCUGCACAAUACUGUAUCUUCACUAGUGCUCAUGGUUAUAUGUUUUUGAAGCUACAGCAGCUCAUUUUGGGGUCAUCUGUGUAAGUGCUGGUUGGACCAAGACUGGAAAUUGAUCUGGUAAUUGGAGGUACCGAUUCACUUUCCUGAAUUCUGCUGGGAUACCCCUCGAACAAAAAACUCCCCCAGCCAAUGGGGCCCACAUUGUUGCAGCCCCUAUUUCUGACAUCGCUCCAGCAGAGCAAGUUCAGAGGGUCCUUCUUGUGCACGUCUAUAUGAGUAGAAACUGUAGAAACUGUAGAAACUGGAUUUCUACAUAAAAGAUGAAUGGAAAACACCUAUCUCCUCGUCUAUACCACUAUUUGCUCUAGAAGCAGCCGUAUAUCCAUCAUCCUACCUUCGGGUGACCUGGUUCAGGGUUCAGGGGUUUAAUGGGCUGGACAGCAGCCAGCUCUGUUUAAAACAUAUAGAAACUUUGGACUGACUGUGGUUUUGGCUUAGCCAGAGGCUUUUAUAAGAGGACAAACACUCUCUCUGAUCUCACACCAGCUUCAACAAGGUCUAGAAAGGAAGGCUGUUGGUUCAGGAUGGACGUCUUUGUCAGACUGGUUCUGCUGGCUCUGCUGGCACUGAGCUCCAAUGCAGCACCUGGACACGAGGCAUGUAAUCUGAUGAAGAAGGUCACGGAAGAAGACAUGCGUAUGCUCAUAAAGUCUCGUUGGGUCCUGGUCGAAGCAUUUUCAGAUUUUGAAUACGGAGUGGCUCUACUGUCCAAUGCCAGCAGCUCUGUGGUGGAGAUGAGCCUCAACAGUGACAACAAAACCUUCCUGUUCGUCGAGAGAAACAUUGUGAAUGGGAAGUGUCUGACCUACUAUGUCAACAUGUCAGCUCCUGAUCCUGAGACAUCCAACCAUACCCUGCAUCUGCUUGGCCCUGGAGUCCAAGACUUGGAUGGUCACGUGACUCCAUAUGAUGACCAGGGAAAAACAGACACCUACCUGACCUGUCCUCACUGUCUGACCAUCAUCUACAACAUGGUCUUUGAUGGAAUUCAAGGGAGGAUGCUGCUCAUCUACAGGCAGGAGGGGAAACACCAGGAUGCUGAGGAGCUCAGAGCAGCUCAGAGCUCGCACAGAGUGACUGCAGAGUGUCUGAACUUCAUAGUCACCAAGAAUUUCAAAUAUGAUGGGACAGCAGACUUCUGUGAAAAGAAGAAGGAAGAGGAGAGUGAGGGCUGAGACUGUCUGAGAUGUUUAAGUCAUGUUUCCAUCCAUCCAUAAACAAAGCCUCCACAUCUCUGUACUUUAAAAAUCUACAAUGAAGGUGUCACUGGUGGAAAUAAACAGUACAUGAAUACU
Cheilinus undulatus (humphead wrasse) is the source of this 1663-nucleotide messenger RNA. RefSeq names its product saxitoxin and tetrodotoxin-binding protein 1-like. The transcript has 6 exons. The record is from RefSeq and is a predicted model, not a curated record. The coding region runs from base 893 to 1543 and encodes 216 amino acids. NCBI's taxonomy places the organism in Eukaryota, Metazoa, Chordata, Actinopteri, Labriformes, Labridae.